Gastrolobium bilobum is the source of this 963-nucleotide messenger RNA. Its product is annotated as protein Dr1 homolog. Lineage: Eukaryota; Viridiplantae; Streptophyta; Magnoliopsida; Fabales; Fabaceae. Gene Ontology annotation, molecular function: protein heterodimerization activity. The coding region runs from base 202 to 669 and encodes 155 amino acids. The transcript is spliced from 6 exons. The record is from RefSeq and is a predicted model, not a curated record.
GGGUUGCCCUAAGCGAGGGCAUGACGGAAGCAAGAACUUGAUCUCGUUCUUAUCCAUCCACUGGAAUGUAAAGCAGCACCAUGUCCCUUCUUUCAUAAAUAUACAAACAUCAACCAUGUUCAUGUUCUUGUCCAUGUCCAUGUCCUCGCUCAUCUUUAUUCAUCUCGGAUCUUCAAUCAGUUGACUCAAUCGUUCAAAAGGAUGGAGCCCAUGGACAUCGUGGGGAAAACAAAGGAAGACGCUUCGCUUCCUAAAGCAACAAUGACGAAAAUUAUUAAAGAGAUGUUGCCCCCUGACGUGCGUGUUGCAAGAGACGCUCAGGAUUUGUUGAUUGAGUGUUGUGUAGAGUUUAUAAACCUUGUGUCAUCAGAGUCCAAUGAAGUCUGUAGCAGAGAGGAAAGAAGGACGAUUGCACCUGAGCACGUAUUGAAGGCUUUAGGGGUACUUGGAUUUGGCGAGUACAUUGAGGAAGUUUAUGCAGCAUAUGAACAGCACAAACUGGAGACAGUGGACACUUUAAAAGGUGCCAAGUGGAGCAACAGAGCUGAGAUGACUGAGGAAGAAGCAUUGGCUGAGCAGCAGAGGAUGUUUGCAGAGGCACGUGCUAGAAUGAAUGGAGAGGCCAUUGCUUCCAAGCAGCCAGAUGCUGACCAAACUUUAGAGAGCUAACUUUAGGACAUUUAUUUCCUUGAAGCAUAGGCAAGCAUCUCUCACUCUUCCCUGUGUGUUUAUUUAGCUCGAUUUUGCACAAAACCCAUUCACUAGCGUGCUGGCCUAUGUGGAUGUGCUCGCCAUUUGUGUUCUUUAGCAAUUCAUGUUUGUAAGUUAAUGUAAUUAAUGGACUUCGUCUAAACCCUCUUAUAUUUAGAAUUACAUGUAAAUUAUUUCAUUUACCUGUUGUAUCUUCUACACUAACAGCUCUUGGCUUAAUUUUAACAAUAGUGACUAUAUUAGAUUGUAACA